UGAGGGGACCCCGCGAGGGGACCCCGGGACGGGCCGUGAGGCACCGCCGACCCCCCGCGCCCCGCCCGCAGCGCGCCCGCCGGGAGGAGGAGGCGGCGGCGGCGGCGGCGGCGCGGGGCCUGGGAAUGUGGCGGCCGCGGCGGCUCUGAGCCCUCCCUCCCCCCGCCAUCGGCCCGGCCGCCAUGGAGCCGCGGCGGUGACAGCGCCGACCCGCAGCGCCCGCCGCCCGCGGCGCCGCCGCCCGCAGACAUGGAUGAACAGGAGGCCUUGAAAUCCAUCAUGAAGGACCUGGUGGCUCUCCAGAUGAGCAGGCGUCACAGGCUGCCUGGCUAUGAUACCAUGAAGAAUAAAGACACUGCUCACACCAACAAACAGAAAAAACACAAUGCCAGCAGUCCCCCCCUCCUGGGCAGCCCUGCAAUAACAAACCAGUGUGCCUCUGCAGUGGAAGAAAAAAAAAUUCCGAAUGAUGUCAGGAUAAAGUUUGAACAUAACGGGGAGCGACGGAUCAUCCCGUUUGUCCGGCCCGUGCGUUACGAAGACGUGCAGCAGAAAGUGAAAACAGCCUUUGGGCAGCCCCUGGACCUGCACUACAUGAACAACGAGCUCUCUAUCCCUCUGAAAAACCAAGAUGACCUGGAUAAAGCUGUAGAUCUCUUAGACCGAAGCUCUAAUGUGAAAAGCCUUAGAAUAUUAUUGCUGUCCCAGGACAGAAACCAUACCAGUUCUUCACCCCAUUCUGGACUGCCCAAACAAGUCAGGAUUAAAACUUCCCAGUCUGUGGGGGAUGUGAGCACACCCUACCAGCAGCCAGAACCCAGAAGUAGGCAUCUGUCUGUCAGCUCCCAGAACACAGGGAGGAGUUCCCCCCCUCCGGGGUACGUUCCGGAGCGGCAGCAGCGCAUCGCCCGCCAGGGAUCCUACACCAGCAUCAACAGCGAGGGGGAAUUCAUCCCAGAAACCAAUGAACAGUGUAUGCUGGACCCUCUAAGCAGUGCUGAAAACUCGGUGUCAGGAAGCUGCCAGUCCUUGGACAGGUCAGCAGACAGUCCUUCUUUUCGGAAGUCACGGAUGUCAAGGGCACAAAGCUUCCCUGAUAAUAGACAGGAGUUCUCAGACCGGGAGAAUCAGAUCUACGACAAAGCAGGGAAAGGUGGGACUUACCCUCGGCGCUACAACGUCUCCAUGCAGCACAAGGACUACAACGAUGGCCGGAGGACGUUUCCCAGGAUACGGCGUCACCAGGGGAAUCUUUUCACCUUGGUCCCUUCCAGUCGUUCCCUGAGCACCAACGGGGAGAACCUGGGCCUGGCCCUGCAGUACCUGGACCCGCGGGGCCGCCUGCGCAGCGCCGACAGCGAGAACGCCCUGGGCGUGCAGGAGAGGAACAUCCCCACCAAAUCUCCAAGUGCUCCAAUAAACUGGCGACGAGGGAAACUGCUGGGCCAGGGCGCCUUCGGCCGCGUGUACUUGUGCUACGACGUGGACACGGGCAGAGAACUUGCAGCCAAACAGGUCCAGUUUGAUCCAGAGAGCCCUGAAACCAGCAAGGAAGUGAGUGCCCUGGAGUGUGAAAUUCAGCUGCUGAAGAAUCUCCAGCACGAGCGUAUUGUCCAAUAUUACGGCUGCUUACGGGAUCGGGCAGAGAAGACCUUGACCAUCUUCAUGGAGUACAUGCCAGGGGGGUCAGUGAAGGACCAGCUGAAGGCGUACGGAGCCCUCACGGAAAACGUCACCCGGAAAUACACUCGGCAGAUCCUCGAGGGAGUCUCGUACCUUCACAGCAACAUGAUUGUGCACAGGGACAUAAAGGGAGCCAAUAUUCUCCGUGACUCUGCUGGGAACGUGAAGCUCGGGGACUUUGGGGCCAGCAAACGGCUGCAGACAAUCUGUAUGUCUGGGACAGGCAUCCGCUCCGUCACGGGCACUCCGUACUGGAUGAGCCCCGAGGUGAUCAGCGGGGAAGGCUACGGGAGGAAAGCGGACGUUUGCCCUCUGGAAAAGGAAGAUCUGGAUUCCUGAGUCCACUGCUCCGGUGAAUAACUUGGGGCUGAUAUUGAUCCCGUGGGCUCUUAACAGCCCUGGCAGCAAAAGAGUUUCAAGUGGACAUGAAUGUAAUUAUGCCUCAAAAUUGAAUUACAUCUGGCCUCUUUAUGCCGGCAGAAUUGGGAAAAACUGGGAAUAAACUCAUUCAGGGGAGGGUGGAGGAGGAGUGCCAGGCUGACAAUAAGCUAUUUUGUCCAGUCCAAAUGUCACGUGGAGUUUCCUGCUGUUCCUUCCAGGGAGGGAAUAUUGAGUAUUAGGAUCCUUGAUGGAAUAUUGAGAAUAUAGGGAAUAUUGAGUAUUGGGAUCCUUGAUGGAAGGUGCUGCAGAAAUGGGGGAUAUUCUCUUUGACAAAGAAUUUGUCAGAGUCCCAGUAUCCUGAAACGGUUGAAACUGGGCAGAAAAAUGUCUGAGAUUCCCAUCAGAGAGGAACUUGGGGGAUUUGGUUGUCCCUGAGUUUGUUAGGAAACAAACUGGAGGCAUUUUGGGCUUGGUGUGACGAUUCUGUGCAUUCCAGGUUAUUUGCUUGCUCUCCAGAAGAUCUGAGCUUUGCCCAUUCUAGUGGCAGUAGGUUGCAGCAAUUUGGAUUUACUUUAUUUCUGGAGUAAUAUUCCAAAGGACUUGAUGCUCCAAACAGCUCCUGCUGCCAUUAAUUACCAACACAAAUUGCCCAGGAGGGAAACUGGUACCUGCUCAGGUGACACAUGUUAUUUCCAAGUGCCCAGAGCUGGGAUAACUUGCCCCAUAAAAACCAACAUUCCUGUUGUAAACGUAGGUUUGGGUGGGCAAAGGGGAGCUGAGUGAGGUCCCAGGGACUGGGGCUCACCUGGAGCUGGAUGGAGAGGGUUGAUCUGCCACCUUGGCACCUGCCCUUGGAGCUGGGAGUCAGUCAGGCUUUAAUUUUCAGGGAAAAAAAAAAAGAUAUGUCCUCUGUGUUUUAAUGGUGUUUGGGCUUCAGGUGUUUAAACCCAGCCUUGUUUAGGAGCAGAUCUCACUGGGCAGCUCUGAACUGCCCAGCUGGCAAAGGCAGCUGUGCCAGGGGCAGUUCAGAGGUGAAGGAGAGGAUUUUAUCCUCGCCACAAACGGUGCAGAGCAGGGAGAAAUGGCUUUAACCUGGAUUGUGCAGAAGACCUUGACCCAGUAGUCUCUAUAUUCCGACCGGGGGCUUGCAGUGCAAAGCCAGGCCAAUGUAUCGUUUUAUUUACAAUAAAAUUAUCAUUUAUAUGAAA
Pipra filicauda (Wire-tailed manakin) is the source of this 3272-nucleotide messenger RNA. It is a transcript of the gene MAP3K3, whose product is annotated as mitogen-activated protein kinase kinase kinase 3. NCBI's taxonomy places the organism in Eukaryota, Metazoa, Chordata, Aves, Passeriformes, Pipridae. Bases 250 to 2022 code for a protein of 590 amino acids. Gene Ontology annotation, molecular function: ATP binding; protein kinase activity; protein binding. Gene Ontology annotation, biological process: protein phosphorylation. The transcript is spliced from 17 exons. The record is from RefSeq and is a predicted model, not a curated record.